Molecule: messenger RNA, 450 nt
Organism: Brugia malayi
Lineage: Eukaryota; Metazoa; Nematoda; Chromadorea; Rhabditida; Onchocercidae
Exons: 2
Coding region: 1-450 (149 amino acids)
Source: RefSeq, a predicted model, not a curated record
AUGAAAUGUGUGGAGGGAAGACUGGCUGAAUACCGAAGAAAAGGAGAUGGUAACAGUAAGGUUCCAAAUCGCGAUGCGAUUCAUGAAAAGCAGUUUAGGAGUAGUGAGAACGUAUCCAUUCAGUUCACUGCUAUCAAUAAUUUUAUAAAUAUUCUGCUAAAACCAGUCCGGCUGUGGUCGUGCUUCUAUUAUCAUUACCCACAUUCAUGCAUAGUUUUUACAGUUCUGUCAUGGCUUUUAGCGCAGUGGUGUUUCACUUACAUUGAAUUUGGUCUUGUGUUUUUUCUUUUUUCGCUGUUUGUUUUCUUAUUUAUCAACUUAGGAAAACGAAAAUCGGGAGAAUUGAGCGCCUAUUCUAUAUUUAAUCCUCACUGCGAACGACUGCCUGGUACACUGACAGCUGAACAUUUUGAAAGAGAUUUGUUGAAGAGGAAAAUAUUGCGUGUAUAG